UAGUCGUGUAAUUCAAAACCCUGGAAGACUUCUGCAGUGCUUGUUCUACUUCAGUAUACCAUGAAUGCAGGAUGCAGCCAGUCAUAUAAAGGAUUCUCUUCUUCACAGAAUGGAAGAAAGACGUGAAGUACAAACCUGAAUGCAACCUGAAAGAUCCAGUAGAUGAGCCUGUGACAUCCUGUGCCAGUGCCCAGGGAUACCACAUACACCAGCUGUGUGUAUUCAGAUCUGGACAACACUGAUUAAGACAACCAAAAAUUUCUUCUCUCCCAGUUGUCACAAAAAAAUACGUGGGCAAGCUGAAUGUCAGGAUGCAAGUCAUUACUAUUAUAAUACUACUUCUUCUUUGUAAAGCAUCUGACUUUAGGAAGACAAGGAAUAGGAAUCUGAGAAAGAAUGAAAAGGAAAACAUCGUAAGAAGAGCGUCUAGCACCGUUAAGCGCAACGCCCAAGCCCAACCAUGUGAUAUAUAUGUUUACCUUCAUGAGAAAUAUCUAGAUUGUCAGGAAAGAAAAUUGGUUUUUGUGGCACCUGAUUGGCCCGAGGAUUUGAAGCACAUGCUGCUAGCAAGAAACAGGAUUCGUAAAUUGAAGAAUAAUAUGUUUUCUAAAUAUAAAGUAUUGAAAAGUCUGGAUUUACAGCAGAAUGACAUAUCAAAAAUUGAGAGCCAGGCUUUCUUUGGUUUGAAUAAACUUACCACACUCCUACUCCAGCAUAACCAAAUUAAGAGUUUAUCUGAGGAGAUUUUUAUUUAUACACCCAGUCUAAACUAUCUUCGUCUUUAUGAUAAUCCCUGGCAUUGCAAUUGUGAACUAGAAACUCUUGUUACAAUGCUACAGGUUCCAACAAACAGAAAUUUGGGAAACUAUGCCAAGUGUUCGUACCCAAUAGAACUGAAAAAUCAGAAGCUAAAACAGAUAAAAGCUGAACAGCUGUGUAGUGAAGAGGACAGGCAAGAUCCCCGAAACAUGAAGCAGAAGCCUGAAGCUACCAAACCAGAAUUUGAUUCUUCUUUGUGCCACAUGUAUGUGUUUCCUGUACCAACUCUGAACUGCAAGAGAAAAGAUUUAAAGAAAGUUCCUGGUAACAUACCUCCAGAUAUAGUUAAACUUGAUUUGUCCAACAACAAAAUUAAACAACUGCGACCCAAAGAGUUUGAAGACAUCAGUGAACUGAAGAUAUUAAACCUGAACAGUAAUGGAAUAACAUACAUUGAUCCUGCUGCUUUCUCAGGGCUCAAUAACUUAGAAGAGCUGGAUCUAUCUAACAACAGCUUGCAGAAUUUUGAAUAUGGAGUAUUGGAAGACCUUUACUUUCUGAAAGUUCUGUGGCUGAGAGAGAAUCCUUGGAGAUGUGAUUACAACAUUCAUUAUCUUUUCUACUGGCUGAAGCAUCACUACAACGUCCACUACAAUGGCCUAGAAUGCAAAAUGCCUGAGGAAUACAAAGGCUGGUCUGUUGGAAAAUAUGUUCGGAGUUAUUACGAGGAGUGUCCAAAAGACAAGCUGCCCAUUUAUCCAGAAACUUUUGACCUGGACAAAGACGAUGAGGAAUGGGAACGACACAAAGAAAAGUCAGUUCAAACAGUUAAAAAGCACAGUGUAAUCGUCACUGUGCUAGGCUAAUAAGGAAACCCUGUUUUUUUUUUUUAAAGUAAAUUCGAAUAUUUGGUACUCUGGCAAAAAAAGGAACCCAACACACUGUUUACAUUUUUGUUAAUUAUACAGAUUGCAAGACUAUUUACCUACAAGGAUUUCUGUUUAAUGCAGUAAAUAAGUACAGAAUGGCAUUAGUUACACAGAAUCCUUCAAUAAGUAGUUGUUUCUGACAGUUUGUUCUGCGCUCUCUUGUGAAAUUUUCUGCUAGAAAUUCAAAACUAUGCAUUAUAAAUAGAUAGACAUGAAUGUAGACAUGUGGGGAGGAGCUGUGCAUGAACAUUAUAUAUGAAUGCAGGUUAUGUGUUGACAUGGAGUCGCUGCAGGAUUGUGACCAACACUCAACUUUCUUGAAUGCAUUGCCAGUUCUUUGUAUCUAUCAGUUUCCUAAAAUAUUUCCAGAAAACA
Molecule: messenger RNA, 2063 nt
Organism: Lagopus leucura (white-tailed ptarmigan)
Lineage: Eukaryota; Metazoa; Chordata; Aves; Galliformes; Phasianidae
Gene: LRRC17
Product: leucine rich repeat containing 17
Exons: 4
Coding region: 312-1625 (437 amino acids)
Molecular function (GO): protein binding
Source: RefSeq, a predicted model, not a curated record